Tricharina praecox is the source of this 1445-nucleotide messenger RNA. RefSeq lists its product as uncharacterized. The transcript has 7 exons. Gene Ontology annotation, biological process: amino acid transmembrane transport. The record is from RefSeq and is a predicted model, not a curated record. Gene Ontology annotation, cellular component: membrane. Gene Ontology annotation, molecular function: L-amino acid transmembrane transporter activity. The coding region runs from base 128 to 1363 and encodes 411 amino acids. Lineage: Eukaryota; Fungi; Ascomycota; Pezizomycetes; Pezizales; Pyronemataceae.
AGCGCGGCGAUCGUCGUCACCGGGUUGACAUUCAUCCUCUACCGAUGCAAGUGGCUCGCGCUCCGCCUUAAUCGCUUAUUUGCCGUGUACAAAGUCGUGCUGGUGUUUUUUGGGUCUAUCGUGGGUUAUGGCUACAGCGAUAGUGGAAUCACGUGGAACCAUCAUCACAACGGCUGGAGAGUCGCCUCCGGAUUCUUCUCGGUUGUGUACGCGUACCAGGGUUGGGAGAUUCCCUUUUAUGUAUGUCCUGGGCGAGCUCAGAGGUCAUUCAUCCAAGAACAUCGUCAGAGAGGGCGGAUUCGUUGCGAUCGCGACCGUCACGGCGUUAUACAUGAUGGCCAACAUAGCACUGAUGGUAGUUCUACCCUAUCAGGCCCUGGUUGAUGGUGAAGGAGUAGGCGCGAUGAUCACCAACCUCCAAGCGGCGGCAGCGGUAACGUUUCUCAUCUCGCUCUCACCGGUUGGGAACAUGCUCGCGAGCAUAUAUGCGUACGGCUGUGUUGGCAAAAUGAUUGGUGACCAGAAACUGUUUCCGUUCUGGCAGAUCCUCGCGCACCAGUCGAAGUUCAGCGAUCGCACCAACUCCGGUGCCUACCUGGUGCACUGGAUCGCAUGCAUCACCUCGAUCGUCGCCGUUGCCACUCCGCACUACAAACAAUUCACGUUCUCGAUCGGGUUGACGAUCUACAACUAUGGGCGUACUUUCAUCAUCGUGAUUCUCGCCGUGGCGCUGCCGUGGGGCGUGUUCGAGAAGGAGUGGGGUCGUUCGCGAUGGCUGUGGUGGCUUGCGGCAAUCCUUAUAUCCUCGGUGAACAUCGGCGUACUGAUCAUCAACUCGUACCCGAUUCCGCGCGACGACAACCCGUCAGGCAAGACAUGGGCUCGCCCGGCAGUCGCAUUCGGCCUGAUGGGCCUCGGAACCCUGUGGGGACUAUGUCUAUGGCCGUCGGAGAAGUCGCAAAAGCCCUCGGACAGCGAAGCGCAAUCGGAGAAUGACGCCGACGUUGUUGGUGCCGCGGACGCAGCCGCGCCGAGGGCUGCGGAGCACGCUGCCAUUCCUUUGACCGGAGAUGAUUGCAAUUUCGUGCAGAAAACUCUCGGCGUAGCACUACAGAUCAGGGGCUGCAACAAUUCGGGCGAGCACUGUGGACAGACGAGAAUGGCAACGUACAUACAGGUCGGCGAAGGUGGUCUGUUGAGAUACCUCCGGGAGCUCAACUUUCUGCAGUGGCUGUCGGGUCUGCUGGGAGGGCCAAGGGGAGCGCAGCCGCCGCCGCCCCUCCGCCGCGGAGAAUGCGCAGAUACCGAUGGAGCCACUCCCCCAAGGCCUGGCACCAGCCAGCCCAUGAUAAGCACCAGCUAAGGGGAAGAUAGCGGGCGAGGACGAGUGUAGGAUUAUUGCGCCUGCGGGCCCGGAACUGGAAAUAUAAUAUAUAGUUGGCAUA